Messenger RNA from Ochotona curzoniae (black-lipped pika), 2823 nucleotides. RefSeq names its product SKI family transcriptional corepressor 1 (gene SKOR1). Gene Ontology annotation, cellular component: nucleus; transcription regulator complex. The record is from RefSeq and is a predicted model, not a curated record. Gene Ontology annotation, molecular function: SMAD binding; DNA-binding transcription factor activity, RNA polymerase II-specific; RNA polymerase II cis-regulatory region sequence-specific DNA binding. The transcript has 9 exons. NCBI's taxonomy places the organism in Eukaryota, Metazoa, Chordata, Mammalia, Lagomorpha, Ochotonidae. The coding region runs from base 1 to 2823 and encodes 940 amino acids. Gene Ontology annotation, biological process: negative regulation of BMP signaling pathway; negative regulation of transcription by RNA polymerase II.
AUGGCUUUGCUGUGUGGCCUUGGGAGCGGCGGCAUGGAGGCUCUCACCACCCAGCUGGGGCCAGGACGCGAGGGCAGCUCCUCGCCCAACUCCAAGCAGGAGCUACAGCCUUACUCGGGCCCCAACGCUCUCAAACCCAACCAGGUGGGCGAGACAUCGCUGUAUGGGGUGCCUAUCGUGUCACUGGUCAUCGAUGGCCAGGAGCGCCUGUGCCUGGCGCAGAUCUCCAAUACGCUGCUCAAGAACUACAGCUACAACGAGAUCCACAACCGCCGCGUGGCCCUGGGCAUCACCUGCGUGCAGUGCACACCGGUGCAGCUGGAGAUCCUAAGGAGGGCCGGGGCCAUGCCCAUCUCGUCGCGCCGCUGCGGUAUGAUCACCAAGCGCGAGGCCGAGCGUCUGUGCAAGUCGUUCCUGGGCGAGCACAAGCCCCCCAAGUUGCCCGAGAACUUCGCCUUCGAUGUGGUGCACGAGUGCGCUUGGGGCUCGCGCGGCAGCUUCAUCCCCGCGCGCUACAACAGCUCGCGCGCCAAGUGCAUCAAGUGCGGCUACUGCAGCAUGUACUUCUCGCCCAACAAGUUCAUCUUCCACUCGCACCGGACGCCAGACGCCAAGUACACCCAGCCCGACGCCGCCAAUUUCAACUCGUGGCGCCGCCACCUCAAGCUCAGCGACAAGUCGGCCACGGAUGAGCUGAGCCACGCCUGGGAGGACGUCAAGGCCAUGUUCAACGGCGGCACGCGCAAGCGGACUUUCUCCCUUCAAGGAGGCGGUGGCAGCGGGGGCGCCAGCGGUGGGGCGGGCGGGCAGGGGAAAGGGGGUGCCGUCGGCGGAGGCCCGGGGUGCGGCGCCGAGAUGGCACCAGGCCCUCCACCCCACAAAAGCCUGCGCUGUGGCGACGACGAGGCUGCGGGACCCCCGGGGCCGCCGCCUCCUCACCCGCAGCGGGGACUGGGCCUGGCGGCCACAGCCAAUGGCCCAACCGGCCCUGGAGGACCGGGGGCAGGUACCGGUGUGCGUAGCUACCCGGUGAUCCCGGUGCCCAGCAAGGGCUUUGGGCUCUUGCAGAAGCUGCCCCCGCCACUCUUCCCGCAUCCGUACGGUUUUCCCACGGCUUUCGGCCUAUGCCCCAAAAAGGACGACCCAGUGUUGGGCGCUGGCGAGCCCAAGGGAGGUCCGGGCGCUGGCGGAGGCGGCGGCGGCGGUGGUGGCGGCGCGGGCACUGGUGGUGGUGCGGGCGGCCCCGGGGCCGCACAUAUGGCUCCGGGCACAGGGGCAGGCCCGGGCGGCGGCGCCAUGUUCUGGGGACAUCAACCCUCCGGGGCCGCGAAGGACGCGGCGGCGGUGGCUGCAGCGGCCGCCGCCGCCACGGUGUACCCGACGUUCCCCAUGUUCUGGCCUGCGGCGGGCAGCCUGCCGGUGCCACCCUACCCGGCUGCGCAGAGCCAGGCCAAGGCCGUAGCGGCCGCCGUGGCAGCAGCAGCGGCAGCGGCGGCGGCGGCCGCGGGGGGUGGCGGUGGCGCCGGCGGCCCGGAGCCCCUGGACGGUUCCGAGCCAGUUAAGGAAGGCGGCCUGGGCGCGGAGGAGCGCUGCCCGAGCGCUCUGUCCCGCGGGCCGCUGGACGAGGACGGAGCGGAUGAAGGGCUGCCUCCACCCCUGGCUCCGCUGGCGCCGCCGCCACACGCACGCAAAGGCUCCUACGUGUCCGCCUUCAGGCCCGUGGUCAAAGACGCCGAGAGCAUCGCGAAGCUUUACGGGAGCGCCCGCGAAGCGUACGGAGCAGGACCUGCUCGGGGGCCUGGGCCGGGCACCGGGACCGGAGGCGGCUACGUGAGCCCGGACUUUCUGAGCGAGGGCAGUUCCAGCUACCAUUCUGCCUCCCCCGACGUGGACACGGCGGACGAGCCCGAGGUGGACGUUGAGUCCAACCGCUUCCCCGACGACGAGGGCGUCCAGGAAGAGCCUGCACCCAGCGCGCCUAGCACCACCAGCGGCCCGGACGCCGAUCCGGCCGCCGGGCCCCCUUCUGCCACCUCCUCGGGCGCGGACGGCUCUGCAGACUCUCCCGAGGCCGGCAGCCCCCGCCCCCGGCGUCCCCGCCUGGGACCACCUUCUGCCAGCCGGUCCGCCUUUGGGGACCUGGCGGCCGACGACGCGGUGCGGAGACCGGAGAGGACCCCACCGAGCGGUGGCUACGAUCUGCGCGAGCCAUGCGGGCCCCUGGGGGGCUCCGCAUCCGCCAAGGUGUCCGCGCCGGAGAGAGACGAGUACGCCAAGAGCGCGGCGGCGCUGGGGCCCGCGGCCUCCUACCUCUGCGCCCCCGAGGCCCACGAGCCAGAUAAGGAGGACAAUCACUCGACAGCCGACGACUUGGAAGCCCGGAAAUCCUACCCAGACCAAAGGAGCAACUCUCAGCCAAGUCCUGCAAACACAGAGCGAGGAGAAGAUGGGCUCACCCUGGAUGUCACUGGAACUCAGCUGCUGGAGAAAGAUAUUGAAAACCUGGCCAGAGACGAAUUGCAGAAGCUCCUCUUAGAGCAAAUGGAGCUCCGAAAGAAGCUGGAGCGGGAAUUUCAGAGUCUCAAAGAUAAUUUUCAGGAUCAAAUGAAGAGGGAAUUGGCUUAUCGAGAAGAAAUGGUGCAACAGCUGCAAAUUGUCAGAGAUACUCUGUGUAACGAACUUGACCAGGAACGGAAGGCACGCUAUGCCAUACAGCAGAAAUUAAAAGAAGCCCAUGACGCCCUGCACCACUUCUCCUGCAAGAUGCUCACGCCCCGCCACUGCACAGGCAACUGCUCCUUCAAACCCCCGCUGUUGCCCUAG